AUGUAUGCCUGGACCCUGGACAACCUGGAAGAUCGCACACCGUCCCCUAGCCCGCCGGCCAGUCGUCCCGACCAUCAUGGCAGCUCACAACGGCGGGUCUACAUUCUCGGGGUCGGAAAUCUUGGUAGUCUUUUCGCUACCUCGCUUGCCUCCUUGCCGGAACCCCCGCCGGUGACCCUGGUUCUCCACCGGAAGGACCUCUUGCUGGCAUGGAGGGAAAACCCGGGUAUCGAAAUCACCCGACGUGGCUCCGUCUACAAACACCUUAACUUUGACGUUGAACUGUGGUCCGAAGAGCCACCACGCAUUGGCCAAGCAAGAGAAGUUACUGAAGGCCGAGGAAUACGCAACCUGAUCGUAGCGACGAAGGCGUCCCAGGCCCUGCCGGAGGUCGAUCGAGUUCGUCGUUAUCUCGAUGAAAACUCUACCAUAGCUUUCGCUCAAAACGGCAUGUGUAAACUUUGGCCGCCGCAUGGGAAGACAUACACGGAGUAUCGUUUCCGGGAUGGAUCACGCCCAAGCUGGCUGGCGUGUGUCACCACCCAUGGCGUGACCUCUUUGGGCCGGUUCAAGAGUGUUCAUGCAUCAGAGGCAGAUAUCAAAAUCGGCCCUGUCUACCUCAAUAAGUCCGCUGGCAAGUCGUCUGUCCUAUCAGACCUGCUUUCCCAGGCUCCGAACCUCAAUGGACGGAGCGUUGCACAAGAUGAACUUUGGGUUUUACAGCUGGAAAAGCUCGUCGUCAAUUCGGUCAUCAAUCCGCUGACAGCCAUUCUCCGGUGCAAAAACGGCGAACUAUUCAGCGAAACAGAAGGCAGUCUCGCUGAACUCAUAGACGCCCUGUUGCUAGAGGCUAGCAACGUUCUUCGAGCUUUGAUAAAAGACCAGAGCACCGACGCGAUCCUACAACCAGUACCCAGGGAAGCUAAACCGACGACGAAUGCAGACGUGGACCGCAACUUAUUGGACCACAGACUCGGCCUGAUGGAUCGCUUCUCUCAAUCCCGGCUGAAGGAGAUGUUGUAUGAUGUUGGGUUCAAGGUCCGGGACAACACCAGCUCAAUGCUUCAAGAUGUCAGGGCUGGCAAGCAGACCGAGAUCAACGAAUUCAAUGGCUGGCUUGUCGAAACGGCGGGUUACCUCGACGACAACUUGGACAUUACCCAUCACCAAAUCUUGGUCGAUCUGGUGCGAAACAACUAUAUCCUGGACAGAGAAGCACUCGUGAACCAUUUCCCCUGUCUGAAAGACUCCAAGCUUGCAGCUGCUCGAAGACACUAG
Molecule: messenger RNA, 1278 nt
Organism: Colletotrichum higginsianum IMI 349063
Lineage: Eukaryota; Fungi; Ascomycota; Sordariomycetes; Glomerellales; Glomerellaceae
Product: putative 2-dehydropantoate 2-reductase
Exons: 1
Coding region: 1-1278 (425 amino acids)
Cellular component (GO): cytoplasm; mitochondrion
Molecular function (GO): NADP binding; 2-dehydropantoate 2-reductase activity
Source: RefSeq, a predicted model, not a curated record